Molecule: messenger RNA, 3068 nt
Organism: Spodoptera frugiperda (fall armyworm)
Lineage: Eukaryota; Metazoa; Arthropoda; Insecta; Lepidoptera; Noctuidae
Product: zinc transporter 2
Exons: 10
Coding region: 243-1553 (436 amino acids)
Biological process (GO): zinc ion transmembrane transport; response to zinc ion
Cellular component (GO): plasma membrane
Molecular function (GO): zinc ion transmembrane transporter activity
Source: RefSeq, a predicted model, not a curated record
CGCAAGUUCCGUCCGUCUGUCGGUAUUGGGAAUAACGCGAAACGAGUCGACUGAUAUUUAUCGCCGUAUUAUCUCGUGCGCUAAUAAAGUACAAUAAUUCAAUGAUAAUAUAUUUCUAAAUUCAUUUAUUCACUGAUAUCCUGUGAUACGUGCGGGGAGUUUUCUGUGAACUUGUAGAAAAAAAAUGUGUUUAGCAAAGUGAACGAUUCUGCUUGUUUUUUUUUGCGAUUGUCGGCGCCAGAAUGUCUGAUGAGCUCGAAGCUCGGAUGUGGGACGAUGGAGCCUCCCGGUACGAGUCCAGGGGCCGUGGUGGCCCCUACUUCGAGUCAGCUUUCGCCUCAUCAGAGCAUUUGGACAGAGCACCUUUGUUGUCUGAGGAAACGUACACGGACGUGCCGGUGGCGCCCUCUUCGGACGUGGAGCACUGUCACUGGCCGCCGCCUGCGCAGCCGCCCAGCGCAAUACCACAGCUGCUUAUAGCGCUAGUGUUAUGUGGGAUUUUUAUGGUUUGCGAGCUAAUCGGCGGGUACCUAGCAGGCAGUCUCUCAGUGAUGAGCGAUGCUGCUCACAUGCUCAGCGACUGUGGCGGGUUCGCGCUGGCACUGCUCGCCUUCCACUGCGCCAAACGACGGCCUGAUGUCCACAUGUCCUACGGGUACAAGCGCGCUGAGGUGCUAGGCGCGAUGCUGUCAGUGCUGCUAAUCUGGAUCCUGACGGGUAUCUUCGUGUACGUGGCGGUGGUGCGGCUGCACACGGGAGAGUACAACAUCGAGCCGGACAUGAUGAUGAUCGUGUCUGGCUGCGGGGUCGGCUUCAACGUCAUACUGGCGCUCGUUCUACAUGGAUGCGCCUCUGAUAUCGCCCACCACCACACGCACGGCGGCGCAGCGUGUUCGCAUGCGCACGCGCACUCGCACAACAACAACGGCGGCGGCUCGCGCGGCUGGCGCCUGUUCCGGCGAGCUCGCGACCACAAGCACGCCAACGGCGCGCUCGCCAACGGAGACUACAACAUGAAGGACCUCGCCGCUGUAGAAGCUAGUGUUGUGGGCUCACAGCCUAGGAAUAUAAAUCUCCGCGCGGCGCUGAUCCACGUGAUAGGAGAUCUCAUACAGAGCUGCGGAGUCUUGCUCGCCUCCAUACUUAUUAAGUUCUAUCCUGAAGCGAAGAUAGUGGAUCCGAUCUGUACAUUCGUGUUCAGCUUCCUGGUGCUACUGACGUCGGCGCAGGUCGUGCGGGAUGCACUCGCCAUGCUCAUGCAAGCUGUGCCCAAGAACUUCAGGUAUCGUGAAUGCGUAGCGUCGUUGUCGUCAGUGCCUGGCGUACGACACGUGCACUCGCUGCAUGUAUGGGCGCUGUCCACACACUACGUCGUACUGUCCGCACAUAUAGCUAUCGACGAGCUGACGGACAGCGAGGGGGUCCUGCGCGCGUGCCAGGCAGUAGCGCGCGUGGAGCACGGCGUGUCUCUGUGCACGCUGCAGGUGGAGCGGUACGACGCGCGCAUGCGCAGCUGCCCCGACUGCACGCUGCAGCCCGCGCACACGCCCUGACAUCUCUCCACGCUCGCCUAGCCAGGCAACGAGAACAUAAUAACGGAAGCCUCAGAAAACUAACGAUUGACGCUAAAUGAUUGAUCAAUCUAAGGGGCCAGCUGUCAAUCAGUCAGGCGAUUGAAUGAUUGAUUGAUUUGAACUGUGUUGAUAUUAUAAACUAAGUGAUUAAAACGAUUGAACAGUGCUGUGUUAUCUAUCGACAAGUUGAUUGAUAAAUGUUGCGAGUUUUGUAUUUUUCCAAACGUUAAAGGACCAAGUGUUAGUGACAUCAAUCGACAAUAUGAUUGAAAGAUUGAUUGAUUGAUAAAUUGUUGAAUUAGUUUAUUAGGAAGACUUUGAAAAUGUAUUGUAAUUUGUAAUGUCAGUGAUCUCAACAAGAUAAUUUCCAAAAUAAUAUUUAAACGAUUUUUCUAUCGCGUGUCAGCAAAGUGUUCAAUUAAAAUGGUAGGGCUGGCAACACUAAGCAUGUAUUUCAGUGUUACCCUACUCGCUGAGUGUGUUCGCCUAUGAAUUUGUAAAGAAAACAUUUUUGACAUUUGAAUAAUAAAAAAAACGCAUAAUAUAAUAAUUAAUAAUUGUUAUUUUUUGUAUUAAACGUUGAAUAAUAAAACGUAGACUUUGUAAAAUUAAAAGUAUUAGUAAAUUCGUGCCAAAAAUAAAAAAAAAAGACAAGUUACGUAAUCGUUGAACGGAUUGUAUUAAAUAUAAAAAAGAUAUUGCAUUAUAUUUAUUUAUUUAGCUUAAUUAUUAUUAUUUUAACUUUAAAAGCGUAUUUUAUAAGUUAUAAAGCGAAAUAAUCAAAAUCAAUUAUAAUUGUAUAAAAAUGUGUAUAAUAUAGAAAGAAAAUAGAUUUUUGUACAUAAAAUAUGAUUUAUUUUUUAAAAACGCUGUAGUGAAGCUAUUAGGGAUCUGUCAAAAGUUGCGUAAACCAUUCCAGACUAACUUUUACAAAAGAGUUGUUCCGUGUGGGAAUCGAACCCGCUAGAACCAACCGCCACCGUGCCAACCGUGCAUCAUCAUCAUUAAAUGUGUUAUUUUAGAGUUUAGACUAUAAUUUAUCCGGAGUUAUCGGGAUCGGAUAGUCCAACAGGUUCUCUCGCCUCACCCAAAGCGGGAGAAGUCAUUGGAUGAUUUUCCCUCCUAAAAAUACUAUAAUUUAACUAUGAAAAAUAAAAGGUAUACGCAACUUUUGGCAGUACAUAAAUUAUUUUGCAAUUGAUUCCAAAUAUACUGUAAUCUUAAUAUUUAUUUGUUUAAUUUAUGUCUGAAAUGAAAUUAUGAAGUUAUUUUGCAUGGGUAUACCAAGUUAGAAGUGACUUUUUAAGAAAUAUGAACGAAAUGUGCAAUUUGUGUUAUCGUUGUUACUGUAUUUUAUAUCUCUACAUACAAAAAUCUAUUGCUGUUCCUUAGUCUCACUAAACUCGAUAACGGCUGGACCGAUUUUCAUAAAGCUUGAUUAUUGUGAUUUUCUACUAUAAAAACUUGUAUGCAAAAUUAAGAGACGCAAUUAUA